Molecule: messenger RNA, 2619 nt
Organism: Bactrocera oleae (olive fruit fly)
Lineage: Eukaryota; Metazoa; Arthropoda; Insecta; Diptera; Tephritidae
Source: RefSeq, a predicted model, not a curated record
AUGGUAAUCAACAGAAUAAGUCGGCUUCGUGCGUUCCAAUUUCAGCCGAGAUUAUGGUAACAAAUUAACGGUAUAGAAAGAAGAAGAUGCAGCUAUUAGAUAUCUUACGAAACAUCUGUCCAACUAAAAAAUGUUUAGUUGAAGAAAAAAUGUUAUUUUGGGAACUUCUCGAAGAAAUGGUCACUUUUUUAGAUAUACAUAGGAGGAUGUUGGCCUGUUACGUUUGGUUUGCAGCUCAGGGGCAAGGUUGAUUUUUGAAUUUAGUAUCAGGAACACUUCAUCAACACUUAUAUGCAUAUAUGAUGCCUGGCCGUAGCAGAAACGUAACUGCAAGGUAAUUUAAAAAUUCUCACAAGACUGAGAGCGGGUGAGAGUGCCGUUGUCGUUGGCUGAGCCUCAUGAUCUCAAUAUUCUUCUCGUCCAGAAUUAAGCGCAAAAGGUCUUCCUGUGCUUAGUAAGGUAAGUCUUUCUCCUUGGGCUCUGAUUAUUCAUAUUCCUAUUAGCAAAAGUAAAAGAGGAAUAUGGUGAGGUAGAACUAUUUCAAAAUAUCUUUUAGGUCUCGCGGAGUAUGAAACAACUUGGAUCACACUCCUCUAGUCAUUCAGUAGCUUAUGGACUCAAGUUCUCGUUAUAUGGCGGUAUAAUUAAACUGAAUUUUAUGGUUUCAAAGCAGACAUGAUUAUGAUUGGCUGUGGAUCUGCCGUUCAAGAAUCAGCCUCAAAAUCAUCAUAACCUAACUUUUAUAAAAUUUUUUAAAACGAUAUUGCGAUAGACCAAUCUAUUUAAAAGAAUGCUAAUACCACCUUAGCAAUUUGAAAGUAUGAUUUAGUUGUCCAACUUUAAGGUUUCAAAUAUAUUAUAUGAACUGUUAAGCAAUUUGUAUGGGCAGAAAAUGUUAGAAAAUGCUUCCCCGUUUCUCACAGUGUUUAUGUCAGCACACAUGUAUUUACAACUACUAUAAGGCGAUCAAGAACAUAUGUGCUAAUUUUAAUAAUCUGGUCAACAACGAUUAAUUAACAAUCACACACUUGUAUUGAGGAAAUGCUGUCACUAUUAUCGAUUUGACUGAUUGCGUUUGCGGAGUAAUAAGAAAAACCUGUUUAUUUUCAACAAAAAAGAGCAACAGCAAUGCAUAUAACAAUAAAAAUAAGCGUGUUUAAAGGGUAACAACGUCAAAAAAAUAACAUUUGAUGUAUGAAGAAAUUAAAAAUCUGUUAAACAGGGCUAAAGGUCUUUUUCGGUUGCUCAAUAAACAGAGAAAAUUUGAGAAAAAAAAGGAUGCAAAAAUUGUUUACGUAUAUUCUAAUGAGUAUAAAUUUUGAAAAAAAAGCGCUCACCUGCCAUAAACACGUGAGCACACAGGAGAAGUGAAAAUGUGUGUUGAUUUUCUGUUGCCAAGCCAAUCGUUGCAUUUUGAGAAAGAAUUUUUUGCCUUGCGCUUGCGUAUGUAUUUGUCAUGACGCAAUACCAACAACAUGGCAGGUUUUCGAAUGAAGAUCAACAAAAAAUUGUAACAACAACAAUGAAUAAACAAACAAACCUUACAGCUCAGAGUCAUAAAUAUCAUUAGCGGUCCAAACGCAUUCGCACUUUUCGAUAUCACUUUACUUAUUUGAGUAUAAAUGUCAAAGCAGCGCGCGAAUUCCGAUCAAUAAGUCACCAGAUAUCACCUUCAGUAUUACACUUGCACUUUCAUUCUCAUUUUUCACAAUGUUUUCGCUAUCCACAAAUUUGCUUUACUUUGGCUUAUUACUUCUGGCAAUCUCUUCGGUUUCUUCCUAUGGACAUCGAAAAUUGGACUGGUGCGACCCGUCGCUGUGUCCGAAUGGCAAGUGGCAUGUGGCGUGCGAUCACAAUGGCCGUUUUGGCGAAAAUUGUCCCAAAGAUGCUCUACUCUACGAUCUGCGUUCAUAUCGUGAACACAUACUGCACGAACACAAUAAGCGACGCAAUUUCGUAGCGCUCGGCCAACUGCCCGGUUAUUAUCCAGCUGCGCGCAUGGCAACUAUGGUGUGGGACGAAGAACUCGCCUAUCUUGCGUCGUUGAACAUAAAAAUGUGCUAUGUGGAGCAUGAUGACUGCAAUAACUCUUACCGUUUUCCAACUGUGGGACAAAAUCUUUCCGGCGUCGAUCGGCGACGCGACUUGAAAGCCAGUGUAACCGAUAUAAUAGCAAUGUCAAUGGGUUUGUGGUUCGGUGAAUAUCCACUUAUCGAUAGCAAUUACAUCAGAUCCUUCCGCGUUUCAUCGAAUUUUGAGAAGUAUGGUCACUUUGCGGAAAUGAUGAUCGAUCGCAACACGCAUGUCGGCUGUGCGAUGUCGCGCUACACACACCCCACCUACCCGUUCCUCUACAUCUACAAUACCGCUUGCAAUUAUGCCAGCAAGUAUGCACUGGAAACGCCUGUUUAUCGUGUGGGCGAACCCGCAUCGGAAUGCGAAACCGGCCCCAAUCCGAAAUAUCCAGGCCUCUGCUCCAAGCGAGAGAAAUUUAAUCCCAAUUAUGAUUAAUUACCGCUGCAUAUCAACCAAAACUGAAAAAACAAAUACAAAGUACAAAACAAAUCUCUGAUAAAUUGAUGAAUUGCUGUUUCUUCUUCUUUUUAGCAUAAAAAAACA